This is a messenger RNA of Camelina sativa (false flax), 499 nucleotides long. The record is from RefSeq and is a predicted model, not a curated record. NCBI's taxonomy places the organism in Eukaryota, Viridiplantae, Streptophyta, Magnoliopsida, Brassicales, Brassicaceae.
CUUGCACCAUCAAGUCAUGACGCCAACUAACUAAAAGAUUCACCUAAAAGCCCUCUUUAAUGUAUUCUCUUUGUUCAUUUGGGUUUAUAACAAAAACAACUUUUUCAUGCAUUCGUAAGGGAUAAGCAAAAUGGCUAUCGGAGGAUUGGCUCUUGAUGACUCGGACGCCGGCAACAUUGACGCCAAGUUCACAGCCGCAGUUGUCAUGAGUUGCAUUGUGGCUGCCUCAUGCGGUCUCAUAUUUGGAUACGACAUCGGAAUCUCAGGGGGUGUGACGACUAUGAAGCCGUUUCUUGAGAAAUUCUUUCCAUCAGUUCUUAAAAAAGCUUCGGAAGCUAAGACGAAUGUGUACUGCGUCUACGACAGCCAACUUCUUACUGCCUUCACAUCUAGCCUCUAUGUCGCCGGUUUAGUCGCUUCCUUAGUGGCUGGCCGUCUCACCGCGGCUUAUGGUCGCCGCACCACCAUGAUCCUGNAAGUCAUGACGCCAACUAACUAA